Austrofundulus limnaeus is the source of this 2464-nucleotide messenger RNA. It is a transcript of the gene card9, whose product is annotated as caspase recruitment domain family, member 9. Gene Ontology annotation, biological process: positive regulation of canonical NF-kappaB signal transduction; regulation of apoptotic process. Gene Ontology annotation, molecular function: CARD domain binding. Lineage: Eukaryota; Metazoa; Chordata; Actinopteri; Cyprinodontiformes; Rivulidae. Bases 86 to 1618 code for a protein of 510 amino acids. The transcript has 13 exons. The record is from RefSeq and is a predicted model, not a curated record. Gene Ontology annotation, cellular component: cytoplasm.
AGGAAUAAGAAGUGACCCCAACGACCCCUCAUCCAGAAAACCAGAACAACAGAGACGGACAGGUGUGUGCGUCUGCAGCAGCCUGAUGGAAGGGGUGUGUGAAGAUGAUCUCUGCUGGCUGCAGCUCGAUGAUUUCAGGAUGUUGUUGAUUAAAACCAUCGACCCGUCCAGGAUCACACCUUACCUCCGUCAGUGCCAGGUGAUCAGCGCUGAGGAUGAGGAGCAGCUCUUCAAUGACCCGACACUCGUCCUCAGGAGGAGAAAAGUUGGAGCUCUGCUGGACACCCUGCAGAGGACAGGUAUGAAAGGUUACACCGCCUUCCUGGAGAGCCUGGAGCUGGACUACCCUCAGCUGUACCGCCACAUCACCGGGAAGGAGCCCAACAAGACCUUCAGCAUCCUCAUCGACACAGCAGGGGAAUCCGGUCUGACCCAGUUCUUGAUGUCGGAGCUCAGCCGGCUGCAGAGGGCGCUGCAGGACGAGAGGAGGCGCCGCCAACAAGCGUGCUCUGUUGCUAAGGAACAGAAGGAGAGGUCUCGCCAGCAGCAGCUGAAGGACCGCGAGCUGAAGAAGCUGACUGAGCGCGUGCAGAAGAUCCUGGAGGAGCGGGAGCAGCUGAACAAGGAGCUGAAGCAGCUCCGAGAUCACAACUACAGCCUGAUGGCCGACAUCAACAGUCUGAACCAGGAGAAGAGCAACGCCCUGCUGGCCAACCGAGACCUGCAGAUAGAGAGCAGAAACCUGUCAUCAGACACCCUCUUCCACUGCAAAACACAGGAGGAGCAUAAGGAGGAGAAGCAGGAGGAGAUACAGAAGGAGGAGAAGCAGGAGGAAAAGGAGGAGACCCUGAAGGAGCCGCAGCAGCGUCUCGUGUGUCGAGCUUCUCCUCAGAUGAACCUCCUGACCACCAUGUUCAGACUGAGGAGAGAACUGCACCGAGCUGAGGAGCAGAAGACCAAGAGCGUGGAGGAGAAGGAGGAGCUGGAUCUCCGCUGCGCUCAGCUGAAAGGAGACGUCAAGAUGUACCGGCAGCAGAACAAACAGACGCUGCGGCAGCUGGAGGAGGUGAUCAGGGAGAGAGACAAGGCUCUGGUGUCUCAGGCGCAGCAGCAGGAGGAGGUGCGCCUGCUCCUGCAGGAGAAGGAUCAGUACCGGGAGCAGGUCCGGCACCUCGCAGAGAAAUCUGACAAGAUGGAACUCCUCCUGCUGAGGUCUCAGGGGGAGGAGCUACAGCUGAGGACACGCAUCCGCAGGAUGACUUACAACUCCCAACAGUUUGAAAGGAGCGUCAGCAGCGAGGAAGAGGAGGAGCCCACUGAGAGCGCCUCUAAAGGCAGCAGUGAGGAGGUGCACAGUGGGACGUCAGGAGAGAACGAGGAGGUGGUCCUCCAGCAGCAGGAGCACUGUUCUCCUGUAGGAAGAGCCAGAGAGGCCGAGCACAGGCCCAGCAACACUGCAUCAUGGGACAAGCAGACGGAGGACUUGAUCUCCUCCAUGACUCGGUCCAACUUUUGUUACCGCAGGAAGCGAGCCCUGAGGUCAAAGUUCAACAGUACUGAGUACGUAGGCAAUACCCUGGACGAGAGCAGCGGCAGCGAGAUCACCGAGUCCGACUGAGGUCACGGGACGAGUCUGAAGGGUCGGCCUGAAACCUCCCAUGAUGCUUUGCUCCUGCUCUGACCUGUGGAGCAGAAACCAGAUGUUCCAGCUUAACAUCUGUUCCUGUCGUGUUUUUCUUCCUGGUAUCAAAUCAGAUCUGAGCUUUUUCUGCUUCAAAUCAGACUUUUUUUCAGUUUCAGAAAAAUAAUAAUAACUAGAGAAUUUGCAUUUCCUGGUUCAGAGCCUCAGGACCGCUGCAGCUCAGGGCUUCAAUUUAUUACCUUUAGUUUUUAUUUUAUUACAAAAGUUGCAAAACAAAUUUAUUUCAUGUUUUCGUUUUUAUCAAAGCAUUCAAAAUUUCAGGCUGCUACACAUUAAAAUACCUUUUUCUAUAUAAAUACAGAGAUUUCCGAAUGACUUUUCUAAAGAAGCUGUAAGCUAAAAAGGGCUAGCUAAAAUUAGCAAAAUGUUAGCUUAACUUUAGCAGUAAAACUAGCAGAGGCUGGGUUUCUAAAGGAUUCAAAGGGAUCUUAAUGUAGUUUUAAAAAUAAUUUGUUGAAUAUUAAUAAUUUUACAAAGAUGAAAUCACAGCUGGUCUCCAGCUGAAUGUUUUCAGGUAUAAACAGCUAAAAUAUAACAGAGAAGCUAAACGUAAGAAACAAAAAAAGGAGUGAAUCUGCCUGAAUAUUCAGACAGUAACACUGUGACCACACGUUGUUGGAUGUGCUCAUGUGAGGUGAUUUAAUUUGUUCAAACCAUGUCCGACACGACAAAGUGUUUAACAAAACAUCAAGUCAGCAGCUGAAAAAACAAACUAUAUGUUUCAGAUUAACAAAGAUUUUAAUGUUUUAAACUUAUUUUUUC